AACAACUCGACAACAAUUUUGUGUGUUAUUGUAGAACAUCACAAUUAUCUUUGAAUAUCAAAUAUACAAUCACUCUCUCCCCCAUUUCCCUGUACCCUAGAAAAAUGUUCGGAUAUGAUCAAAAGUUUCUCGAUUACUCUGUCCUUGAAACCUUCAACAAAUUAGAUCAACACGGUAAAAUUAUGGCUGAAUACGUGUGGAUUGGAGCAGUUGAUCCUAUGGGUGACGUAAGAUCCAAAACGAGGACAUUAGACUUUAUUCCAACCAAGCCAGAACAAUUGCCAGAGUGGAACUAUGAUGGUUCAAGUACUAACCAAGCUUCAGGCCACGACAGUGAAGUCAUCAUUAAACCAAGAGCUAUCUUUAAGGAUCCGUUCAGAGGUGGUGACAAUAUUCUCGUAAUGUGUGACACCUAUAGACCAAACGGUGAACCUCUUGCAACCAAUACUCGUGCUCCUGCUGUUGAAAUUUUCAACAAGGACCUUUCUGCCAAGCCAUGGUACGGUUUUGAACAAGAAUAUACUCUCUACAGUUGUGAUAUGCAUCCAUUAGGUUGGCCAAAGGGAGGUUAUCCUGGUCCACAAGGUCCAUACUACUGUGGUGCUGGUGCUGAAAAGGCAUUUGGUAGAGCCAUUGUUGAAGCCCACUACAAGUGUUGCCUCUAUGCAGGUGUAAAUAUUUCUGGUAUCAAUGCUGAAGUAAUGCCAGGUCAAUGGGAAUUCCAAGUUGGUCCUUGUGAAGGUAUUUCGGGUGGUGACCAUUUGUGGAUGGCAAGAUACAUUUUGUCUAGAUUAACUGAAUAUUUCCGUGUCAUUGUCUCAUUCCAUCCAAAGCCAAUGCAAAACUGGAACGGUGCUGGUAUGCAUACCAAUUAUUCAACUGAAGUCAUGAGAAAUGAAGGAGGAUAUGAAGCUAUUUUGGAUGCUAUCAAGAAAUUGGAAGCUAAACAUAAGGAACACGUUGAACAUUAUGGAGCUGAUAACCAUUUGAGAUUAACAGGAAAAUUUGAAACAUCCUCCAUGGAAAGAUUUUCAUAUGGUGUUGCUGAUAGAGGAGCCUCUGUUAGAAUUCCUAGAUCAACUGAAGCUGAAAAGAAGGGCUAUUUUGAAGAUAGAAGACCUGCUUCUAACGCUGACCCAUACCUUGUUUCUUCGCUCAUCUUUAAGACAACUUGCCUCGAAUAAUUAUAAUAGUAAUUUCGGAUUAGUUUUUAUAAUAUAGUAUUCAACAAUUUCAUUUCAAUUUUCUGUAUAUACAACCUCAUUGUAUAACACAACAUUACCCAUUGUGUGGGGAGCAUAUCGAACGAUUCGAUAUCAAGAACUCUUGUGUCAAUAAAAAAUAUUUAAUUAAU
This is a messenger RNA of Naegleria gruberi, 1354 nucleotides long. RefSeq names its product glutamine synthase. Bases 105 to 1184 code for a protein of 359 amino acids. The record is from RefSeq and is a predicted model, not a curated record. Gene Ontology annotation, cellular component: cytoplasm. Lineage: Eukaryota; Heterolobosea; Eutetramitea; Acrasida; Naegleriidae. Gene Ontology annotation, molecular function: glutamine synthetase activity. The transcript is spliced from 3 exons.